This is a messenger RNA of Echinostoma caproni, 1356 nucleotides long. The record is from the annotation of a GenBank genome assembly. NCBI's taxonomy places the organism in Eukaryota, Metazoa, Platyhelminthes, Trematoda, Plagiorchiida, Echinostomatidae.
AUGUCCAGCCGAUAUGUCCAUCUGGGCAGCGCCACAACCACUCAGCACGCUACUGCUUGUGAUACCCCCGUGAUUCAUGGUUGCCCGACCAACUUACUGCAACGACUGGCCGAUCAAACUGCCUACGGUGCAGUAGUGGCUGAUGCAUGUGAAUUCAAUCGUGGACUCUCACGUGGACGAGCAGCUCGAUUGCCGUUUGUCGAUUUGGCCACAAGAACUACCCAGCGUCCGGCACCAUGGCUCUAUCGACCGCAAUGUGAUCGAUUUAAAGAUGCAGAAGACGGAGGAACGCAUAUAGUGCUGCGCUAUUUGCGCCAUCGGUGGCGUUUGGACAGUCCUCCACUUAGUCGUCGACGCAAGCUUGCUGCUGACCGUCUGUGGUACACUCUACAAACGGGUCUUAAUGCAUUGGGUGUGCCUGCCGAGUUGGUUCCCGUUGUGACCAAGCGGGCGUACACGAUCGCUGGUCUCCCCAUUCCACCUCUCUUAGCCAACAGUUUGGAUUCCGCCAUGCCCAAGCAAGGUCCAACACCUCAUCAAAAUGGGUCAUUUAGUGGAACCGUAAAUUCUUCCGCCAAUGUAACCAAUUCAUCUGCGAGCAAUGUGACUGGUAGUGGCACCGGUGGUUGUGGCAGAACGUCAGCCAGCUUAGGCACGGUCAGUUCUAAGCGGUUGCCUAAUAUGGUGGCGGAAAUAACGACUGUAGACUUGGGCCGGAAGCUGCAUUCCCGUAUCGGGGUUAGUAAUACUGAAGAGGACGCGGAAUUGGUUGAGGACAUGACAACUAUGUGUGAUGGCUCACUUCUUCGUUCUCGUAGCAAUACAACCCAUCAGGACGAAAGCAAUGCAUCACUUGUUGUAGUCGUUAGUGGUGGUGAAGAUUCCGGUCACUCGAACGAGACAGGAGCCGUCACAUCCGGUGUAAUACGCCGCUCCGGUGUUGCACAAGUUUGUCCAGAGGAAGAAAUGCGGACAGACGAUGAAACGCAAUCUGUGCAUUCGGGAACCGGUGGAUUGGUAAGUGGCACGCGCACCGGGACAAAAUCUUACGAAAUUGAGCCCGAUGUGGAAACUGAGGAUGAGGAUGAUCAGGCAGCGGACGCCGAUGGAGAUGAGGAUGCAGAAAUGGAGGAGGAGCUAGAUGAUGAUGUCGAAUGGAUGCAUUCUGGUCGACGUCGAAGUGCACGGGGUUUCGCUACACGUCGUGCUUUUAAUAGUACCCGAACUUCUCGGGCAAUUGCUGGAGCGUCUAAGGGUAAUCGUUUUGGAUUAUCCGGCGGGCGCUUGACAAGCCGACACAUCAACACUGGUCAACGAAAUCUGGGUGGCCGGCAGAAAGUGAGUAUAUCGGGUUGA